This is a messenger RNA of Rhodotorula toruloides NP11, 1047 nucleotides long. RefSeq lists its product as uncharacterized. The coding region runs from base 1 to 1047 and encodes 348 amino acids. The record is from RefSeq and is a predicted model, not a curated record. NCBI's taxonomy places the organism in Eukaryota, Fungi, Basidiomycota, Microbotryomycetes, Sporidiobolales, Sporidiobolaceae. The transcript has 4 exons.
AUGCCCUUGGACAAUUCCCUCGCAGCUCUGCUUGCUGGAUUGCCUGAAUCCUGCGGCGACAUGCUCUACCGCUUCUUCGAUACGUUGUCUCUCGCAAGCCUGGUUGUGCUGCUCAGUACGUCCCGGCACGCUUCUCGAGGCGCGCUAGCCCCUCUGACCUUCCCUCACGCAGCCUCCGCCCACUUCGCUUCCGCUACUCACGCCCCGCUCUUCCCGAGUCUACACACCCACCUCUCACGUCCAGCUCAGAGGCCCUCGCAUCGCACCCACCUUCGCACUCUCCAAGCUGUCUACCCUCCACCCUCCGCCGUCCUCGCAGCGCGAGAACGAGAACACAAGGCUGAGACGGUGCGAUGGUUGGAGCGGCUGGGCGAUGGGCUGAGCACGAAAGGAGAGGAGCUUGGGAAGACGGCGGAGAGGAUCAAGCGGAGUCUGGGAGGUACGGCGAGUGAGGAGGAGAAGCUUCGGAUGGGCGUCGCACUUCACGAUGCUCUCUUCGCACUGGUGCAGCUCGUCGCCGCCUCCAACGAAAACAGCGUUCUGCCCAUCCAGGUUCGACCGGUAGAAGACUUUGCUCGCGCUCGUCCGGCUGCCCCUUCCGCUUCGCCCGUUCCUUCCGGACGAGUAGCUCACCAGAAGCGUUCGGUGGAGUCUUCCCCUCCGGAUCCCCACCAUACUCUCCGCUCUACCCUGUCCCUCCUGACGCGCCAUCUCACUCCCGCCGUCGAAGUCCUCCCGUACCUCUCGCUGGUGCAACAGGAAUCCGUUCGCUCCUUGUGCGAGGAACUGAAGGGCGAGGUGGAAUUGCUGGUCGACGCUGUCAACGAAAGGUCAGGAGGAGGGCGCGAGCUGGAGGAUGAAGCGGGAACGGUCGUGCAGGACUGGAUCGCGCGUUCCGCCGCGCUCCUUUCGAGCGUAGCUGCCAAUGCGCCAUCACCGAGUGUACCACCAUCGGUCUCGUCGUACGACUAUGAGGCGCAGCUCGCCGCAUAUCGCGAAGUUUUCGAUUUGGAAGAGGGCGCUCAAGUCACAUACGCCGCCGCCUGA